Capra hircus (goat) is the source of this 812-nucleotide messenger RNA. It is a transcript of the gene PCBD2, whose product is annotated as pterin-4 alpha-carbinolamine dehydratase 2. The transcript is spliced from 4 exons. Gene Ontology annotation, molecular function: 4-alpha-hydroxytetrahydrobiopterin dehydratase activity. Lineage: Eukaryota; Metazoa; Chordata; Mammalia; Artiodactyla; Bovidae. The record is from RefSeq and is a predicted model, not a curated record. Gene Ontology annotation, biological process: tetrahydrobiopterin biosynthetic process. The coding region runs from base 392 to 658 and encodes 88 amino acids.
GGCAGUGCUGUGGCCAGAUGGUUGAGGGCAUUUGUCUUACUGACGCUUCUGAGAAAACUCACUCCACUGAAGCAAGGGCUUUUUAACCUAUAGCCCAGAGGGUGUGUGAGCUCCUAGAAGUUAUUUUACAAAAUCCCCUGUAAAUGUGCAUUUGUUUUUUCCUCUCGGAGGAUUGAUCGGUCUUAAUUAGAAUUGAAAGGGGAUGAUGAACUCAGAUAGUUGAGACCCAUGUGAGUUAGGACUGAAGGCUGCUGAGGUGAUAUGGGGCCAUCCAAAGAGAGUGGCCCAGGAGUUGAGAGUCCUGAGUUCUAAUCCUGGUUCUGCUUCUGGACUUGCAGUGUUCCCUUGGUCAGCAGGUACCCACCAGUUGACUGCAGAGGAGAGGAGCCAGAUGAUACUUGACCUUAAAGCAGCAGGAUGGUUGGAAUUAAGUGAGAGAGAUGCCAUCUACAAAGAGUUCUCUUUCAAAAAUUUUAAUCAGGCCUUUGGCUUUAUGUCCCGAGUUGCCCUACAAGCAGAGAAGAUGAAUCAUCACCCGGAAUGGUUCAAUGUGUACAACAAGGUCCAGAUAACGCUCACAUCACAUGACUGUGGCGGAGUGACCAAAAGAGAUGUGAAACUGGCCAAGUUCAUUGAAAAAGCAGCUGCUUCUGUGUGACUCCUGAAAUGCAUGUAGAAUCUUACGUACACAUCUGGCUGCAAUGGACAUUGAAGGCAAUUUACAUGAAUAAAUUAAGUUAUAAAUUUAGUUCACCUUUUGAACUAUCACAUUUUGUAAAAUCAGUGCUUAAAUAAAAAUGAUUUAAACUUGA